Molecule: messenger RNA, 1898 nt
Organism: Eurytemora carolleeae
Lineage: Eukaryota; Metazoa; Arthropoda; Copepoda; Calanoida; Temoridae
Gene: twin
Product: CCR4-NOT transcription complex subunit 6-like
Exons: 19
Biological process (GO): nuclear-transcribed mRNA poly(A) tail shortening
Cellular component (GO): nucleus; CCR4-NOT complex; cytoplasm
Molecular function (GO): protein binding; poly(A)-specific ribonuclease activity
Source: RefSeq, a predicted model, not a curated record
UUUAAACCGUCUUUUUAUUUCAGAUAUGUCUGCAAAACUAGUUUAAGUUUGUAUAAAUUUGGCUCACACCCUGGUGUCCAAGCUGGUGUAAGGUUUAGGUCUGAUUCGACUGGACGGUAAUGUUUGAUAAAAUGUUAUUACGUCGCGACAUGGAGAAAUUAGAAAGAAAUCGAUCCCAUCACAUUCUAUCACCUGAAGAGGUUGCCUCUGGUAGAAACACAAGUUGGCCAGAAUUGGAGAUCACAGGAACAAUAAAGAACUUGUCCCCCUCGCUGUGGCAACUACAUCACCUGACCGCUCUAUACCUCAAUGAUAACUCACUGUUCAGAAUACCUUCAUCUAUCGCCCUACUGCACAAUCUCAAACGUCUUGAUCUCUCAAACAACAAGCUCAGAUCCCUUCCUGCGGAGAUUGGCGAUCUUUGCAAUCUCAGAGAACUAAUGCUUAGUAACAACUAUCUCCGAGCGCUUCCAUACGAAUUGGGAAAGCUGUUCCAGUUACAGACGAUGGGACUGAAAGGAAAUCCGCUAGGCUCAGAUAUUCUCUCUCUCUUCUCUGAGGUGAACGGAACAAGAAAGCUGCUUGAUUUCAUGUUGGACAAUCUAGGGGUGUCCACCACCCCCCCUCCUCCUAGACCCUGGAUGCAGUUGGCGCCCCUUGACAGGACGAGUCCUACUGCUUUGUUUACUGUUAUGUGCUAUAAUGUUCUUUGUGACAGAUAUGCCACAAGGGGUUUGUACGGUUGGUGCCCCCAGUGGUCCUUAAACUGGGAAUACAGAAAGAAAAUGAUCCUUGACGAAAUAAAACAUUUCUCAGCCGACAUUAUUGCACUUCAGGAGGUGGAAACAGAACAGUUUUAUAAAUUUUUCCUGCCAGAGCUAAAAAGAGAAGGUUAUGAAGGUAUCUUCUCUCCAAAAUCCCGAGCGAAAACGAUGGCAGAAUCUGACCGAAAACAUGUGGAUGGUUGUGCAAUCUUUUACAGAACAGCAAAGUUUGUGCUGAUUAAAGAACAAUUAGUGGAGUUCAAUCAAAUGGCAAUAGAACACGCCAACGGACAUGAAGACAUGCUUAACAGGGUUAUGACGAAAGAUAACAUUGCACUUGCAGCUUUACUUCAGACAAAGGAAGCAUGUUGGGAGACGGGGGUACCCCCAGAUCCUUCACAGGUUGCGCAGCCUAUUCUUGUCUGUUCUGCGCAUAUUCACUGGGAUCCAGAGUUCUGCGAUGUUAAGCUCAUCCAAACAAUGAUGUUAAUGGAGCAAUUGAGGCAGAUAGUGGAGUCUAGUGGACAUAAUCUCAGGUUAGUGGAGUCUAGUGGACAUUAGGAUAUUGGAUAUAAAGAAUGUCUAUUGAAAAUGUUGAGCCACACGAAUAACGAUCAGCAGUUUACACACGCUUUCCAGAUGAGUUCAGCGUAUUCGGAAGAACUUAUGCCCUACACCAACUUCACAUUUGACUUCAAAGGAAUUAUUGACUAUAUUUUCUUUCCAAAAGGACCAAUGCGACCUCUAGGUAUUCUGGGACCUAUAUCUGAGGACUGGAUUAAGGAGAGUAAGAUUGUAGGAUGCCCGCACCCUCAUAUACCCUCGGACCAUUUCCCUCUUCUUGUAGAGUUCGGACUCAGUCUUGGAGCAGUGCGAAGUCCUCAGGUUAUGUUGCCCCCUCCCUCAUCCAAAGUGUUCAUGAGGGGAAAGGAUUUCUAGCCUAUGCUGAACAAUAGGAUUUAUGAGAGAUUUCUGCCCUUACCUUAUCUAUAGGAAUGUAUUGCUGAGAAGGAAACAGUCCCUUAUUUAUGAAAAAAAUGAGGUUCGAUCAAUGAAAAGAUCAGAACAUUCUUUUUUUUCUCUUCAUCCUGUCCCCGUGAGAUAAACCCAAAAAGUAUUUUUUUUUUUAAAUUA